AAAAUGGAUUUCAAUGUUAAGAAAUUGGUAAAAGAUGCUGGUGCCGCGCUCAGCAGAGUUGUGCAGUUAACGGAAGAAACAUUAGGAACAUCGGAGAAAACAGAAUUAGAUGCACACUUAGAGUAUCUUUCAGAAAGGGCUAACUCAACUAAAACAUGGACUGAAAAGAUUCUUAGAAAUAUGGAGUCUGUACUUACUCCAAAUCCAGGCAAUAGAAUUGAAGAUUUCUUCUAUGAGAAAAUAGAUAAGAAGAAGCCUAACAGGUUGACCAAUUUAGAAUAUGUGGGCAUGGACAUGAUAGAAGCUGGAAAUAAUUUUGGUCCAGGAAUUGCUUAUGGUAGCGCAUUAAUAAAAGUUGGUCAAUGCGAGCAGAAAUUAGGACAAAUAGAAAGAGACUUUAUUGGUACUGCGGCUAAUUGUUACAUACAGCCCCUAAGGAAAUUUUUGGAAGGCGAGAUGAAAACUGUUAGCAAAGAAAUGGCAAUAUUGGAAAAUAAGCGGCUGGAUCUAGACGCGUGUAAGAACAGAGCAAGAAAAGCGAGAAGCAUGCUGGGUCAGCAAAGUGCAGAGAGGGAGUUGAGGGUAGCACAGUCAGAAUUCGAUCGUCAGGCGGAGAUUGUAAAAUUAUUGCUGGAAGGAGUGUCAAGUUCUCAGGCCGGCCAUCUGCGUUGCUUGCAUGAGUUUGUCGAAGCACAAGCGCGCCAUUAUGCUCAGUGCCACGCAACGAUGCAAGACUUGCAGCGCGAACUAGCCGGGGCGCGUCAGCCGAGUCCUUUGCUGCGAGUCAACAGCGAAGAUGUGAUCGAGCUAACCCCCUCACCCACACAAUCCCAAAACUCGUCUAUAAAUCCACCACUAGCUGGUUCUACUUAUGUUACUGCUACCUUUGAUACUGACAUUUCAAAAGUUUAGUCCUAGGAGCUACCGAUCUCAUUUAACGGCAAUAAUUAGUUAUAUUUACGAUAAAAGUAACGAAGGGAAGCAUAGGGUACAGAAACUUUUCUCUCUGAUGUAUAGGUACUUGUUAACUGAUACAACGAUCUAUAGACUUGUUAAAUAAUUCUUAGUCUGUUAUAUCACUGUCUAAUUUGUAACGAUCAGCAAUUAAUUAAUAAAUUAUGUUUACAAAAUGUUUAAUAACUGUUGUUACAUUUUGCAAGAGGGAAAAUUUUUAGUCCCGGUAGAGUUUAUAUUUGUAAUAUAAAUAACAUAAUUAAGAGCACAGCUUUACUACUCUAUUAAUAUUAAACGUAUUCAAUUGAAUACUUAACAAACGUGCUAUGUAGUUGAUCAGUGUUUAUUUUUAAUGCAUGGUAAUUUAAAUUAAAUUGUUUGGUAUUACCGAAGUAUGUACUAAAGAGCAGUGUGUAGAAUAUAUUGGUUUAUGUUUCUACAACAAUAAGGGAUUUCUGUUAAUAAUUUUUCAGUGUGCAUCUACUCUAACAUUUUCCUCGUUUGUCUUACAAAUGCUAAUUUAAUAUUGUUUCUUCUAACUUGCUAAACUGCUUAUGCCUCAACUUUUUUGUUCAUAUAAUUUUUUAACCAGUUUAGGUUAUAUUCAGCGUAUACAUUAUAUAUACUGCCGUUUAUAAAUAUGAGGGCGCUUGGUCGAAACAUUGUUAAUCAUUGGAUUGUUACAACUUCAAGAAAAGAAGUCCAAUAAGAUUGGUUAAACCUUUAUUGUACUUCUUCUCUUGGAGUUAUAAUAAUCCAAGGAUUAACAACAUUCCGGCUAAGUGUAAUAUUUAUGAUUGUAUAUCGUAUAUAUCUUUGCUGCAAAUAAUAAAAAUUCGCGCGAACUCUGAAGUUAUUUGAAAAACAAAAUUCAUGGAGUCUCGAUAUAGUUCGAAUCGUAAUUAGUAGACUUAAAAAAUUCCAUCGAAAGUUACUUAUAAGUUGACAUAUUUGCUUGAAUUUUAAAAACAUGUUUACCAAACUCAUCCGAAUUGUAAUUUAC
Messenger RNA from Colletes gigas, 1957 nucleotides. RefSeq names its product endophilin-B1 (gene EndoB). The coding region runs from base 4 to 912 and encodes 302 amino acids. Gene Ontology annotation, cellular component: cytoplasm; membrane. Gene Ontology annotation, biological process: membrane organization. The transcript is spliced from 7 exons. The record is from RefSeq and is a predicted model, not a curated record. Gene Ontology annotation, molecular function: protein binding. NCBI's taxonomy places the organism in Eukaryota, Metazoa, Arthropoda, Insecta, Hymenoptera, Colletidae.